This is a messenger RNA of Penicillium mononematosum, 477 nucleotides long. Its product is annotated as DASH complex subunit DAD3 family protein. Gene Ontology annotation, cellular component: DASH complex; mitotic spindle. The record is from RefSeq and is a predicted model, not a curated record. The transcript is spliced from 2 exons. NCBI's taxonomy places the organism in Eukaryota, Fungi, Ascomycota, Eurotiomycetes, Eurotiales, Aspergillaceae. The coding region runs from base 1 to 477 and encodes 158 amino acids. Gene Ontology annotation, biological process: attachment of spindle microtubules to kinetochore.
AUGUCUGCCUUCGCGCCCGAAGACCUAGACAACGAUUACUCGUACGCCGAAGUCGACCCCGCGGAAAUAUCCACCCCUCCAAUCCCUCAAUCGAUGGGCGACGCCGACGCCUCGCACGGCCGGGGCCACUCGAAUAACCCCCUCUUGGCCAAUAACCCGCUGGUUUCAGAUCUGGAGCAGGAAGUGCUGGAAGAAUACGCCCGAUUGUUGCGGAAUGUCAACCAGCUCUCCGAUAAACUCGCCGACCUCGCCGGCUCCCCCGCCUCCAUGCCACUCGAUGGUCUUCGUCUCCUUGAGCGCAAGACUGCCACUGUAUGCACCUUGCUCAAGGCCAGUGUGUAUAGCAUUGUCUUGCAGCAGCAGAUCUGGAAUGAGAAUGAAGAGCAACAGCAACAGCAGAACGAGGAUCGGCAUUUCCAGGACCACGAAUAUCAGCAUGGAGGAUACGAGGGGGAGGGAGAUAUAACCUUCCAAUGA